Molecule: messenger RNA, 642 nt
Organism: Arachis duranensis
Lineage: Eukaryota; Viridiplantae; Streptophyta; Magnoliopsida; Fabales; Fabaceae
Product: nuclear transcription factor Y subunit B-4-like
Exons: 1
Coding region: 134-502 (122 amino acids)
Biological process (GO): regulation of transcription by RNA polymerase II
Cellular component (GO): CCAAT-binding factor complex
Molecular function (GO): DNA-binding transcription activator activity, RNA polymerase II-specific; protein heterodimerization activity; RNA polymerase II cis-regulatory region sequence-specific DNA binding
Source: RefSeq, a predicted model, not a curated record
UAUAAGUUUAACUCUUGUGCACAAAAAUUGAAUCAUCACUUUCACUCCUGAUACUUGUUAUAUAAUGACGAUAGCGGCAUUAUUACAUGUGAGAUCCACAAAAAAAGUUGAUUGAAUUAAUAUAGUAGAGAUAAUGGAGAGUAACAGUAGAAGUAGUAGUAAUAAUGAGGAUAUGAGUUUGCCGAUUGCAAAUGUGGGAAGAAUAAUGAAGCAAGUGGUGCCAGGAAGUGGAAAGAUCUCAAAAGAAGGGAAGCAGUUAAUGCAAGAGUGCGUGACAGAGUUCAUAAGCUUUGUGACGGGUGAGGCCUCUGCCAAGUGUCACAAGGAGAAUCGAAAGACCGUUAACGGCGACGACAUCUGCUGGGCGCUUUCUUCCUUAGGGUUUGACAACUACGCCGAGGCCAUCUCCAGGUACUUGUAUAAAUACCGCCUUGCUCACACUCACAGGGAACAAAACCUUCUUUCCAACAAUAACAACAACAAAGAACAUUCUAGAGUUUAGGGUUUAGGCUUCUGGACUCUAAUUCUAUUAAGUUACAAGGUGAUGACGAUCUAUGAUUAUGUACUCUACCAUUUUCUGAUUUUGUUGGAUACUUUGAUCUAUAGGAAACUUAAUUUGGAAUUGUCCUAUACAUAUCUACU